GGAAGAGAUGUCGGGAGAAAGUGUGGUGAGCUCAGCAGUGCCGGCGGCUGCGACUCGCACUACCUCCUUCAAAGGGACUAGUCCAAGCUCCAAGUAUGUCAAGCUGAACAUCGGCGGUGCCCUCUACUACACCACCAUGCAGACCCUGACCAAGCAGGACACCAUGCUCAAGGCCAUGUUCAGCGGCCGGAUGGAAGUCCUCACGGACAGCGAAGGCUGGAUCCUGAUUGACCGCUGUGGAAAACAUUUUGGGACAAUACUGAACUACCUGCGCGACGGGGCUGUGCCGCUCCCUGAGAGCCGCAGGGAGAUAGAAGAGUUGUUGGCUGAAGCAAAGUACUACCUGGUGCAGGGGCUGGUGGAUGAGUGCCAAGCAGCCUUGCAGAACAAAGAUGCGUACGAACCAUUCUGCAAGGUACCAGUCAUCACGUCUUCCAAAGAAGAGCAAAAACUUAUAGCUACUUCGAACAAGCCAGCAGUGAAGUUGCUAUAUAACAGAAGUAACAACAAAUAUUCCUACACCAGCAACUCCGAUGACAACAUGCUGAAGAACAUUGAGCUGUUCGAUAAGCUGUCCUUGAGGUUUAAUGGGAGAGUGCUCUUUAUAAAGGAUGUGAUUGGAGAUGAGAUCUGCUGCUGGUCUUUUUACGGGCAGGGGCGGAAGAUUGCCGAAGUCUGUUGCACUUCCAUUGUUUACGCUACUGAGAAAAAGCAGACAAAGGUGGAGUUCCCAGAAGCUCGCAUUUACGAGGAGACACUGAACAUUCUGCUGUACGAGUCCCAGGACGGGAGGGGACCCGACAACGCGCUCCUGGAAGCCACCGGCCGCUCCCAUCACUUAGAGGAAGACGAGGAGCGAGACCGCAUUGAACGCGUGCGCAGAAUCCAUAUUAAGCGUCCGGACGACAGGGCCCAUCUCCACCAGUGA
Molecule: messenger RNA, 928 nt
Organism: Eurypyga helias (sunbittern)
Lineage: Eukaryota; Metazoa; Chordata; Aves; Eurypygiformes; Eurypygidae
Product: BTB/POZ domain-containing adapter for CUL3-mediated RhoA degradation protein 3-like
Biological process (GO): proteasome-mediated ubiquitin-dependent protein catabolic process; protein ubiquitination; negative regulation of Rho protein signal transduction
Cellular component (GO): Cul3-RING ubiquitin ligase complex
Molecular function (GO): ubiquitin-protein transferase activity; protein binding
Source: RefSeq, a predicted model, not a curated record